Tripterygium wilfordii is the source of this 432-nucleotide messenger RNA. Its product is annotated as protein TORNADO 2-like. The transcript is spliced from 3 exons. Bases 1 to 432 code for a protein of 143 amino acids. Gene Ontology annotation, cellular component: plasma membrane; plasmodesma. Gene Ontology annotation, biological process: auxin-activated signaling pathway. The record is from RefSeq and is a predicted model, not a curated record. NCBI's taxonomy places the organism in Eukaryota, Viridiplantae, Streptophyta, Magnoliopsida, Celastrales, Celastraceae.
AUGUCCCCAGUGAAGUCGCCAGUUGUCGCAACCAAAAUCAUGACGCAGACGGACUUACUAAAAAACAGGAAGUCGUCACAAAAUAUUUUGGAGAAACUCUUCCAGCACGGGUACAUAAUAUCACGAAGAAUCUUACAAACUUUAGUAGAAAGAUCCAACAAUAGUACCAAGAGUAGUCAUCUUUCUUAUAUGCAGUCCGAUUGUUGCAAACCACCCAUUGAUUGUGGAUUUCUCUACAAGAAUGAUACAUUCUGGAUCAGAAAUUCAAAUUCAGGUCCGGUGAUGAAUGAUAUAAUUAGUAACUGCAACAAAUGGAGCAAUGACCAGACCAAGCGGUGCUAUGAUGAUAUCAAGGAGGAUUGGAUUCUUCUCGCCGUAGCUCUUGGAUUUCUCCUCCUCAUAUGGUCGUCGUCAUGCUUUAUGAUAAUAUAA